Molecule: messenger RNA, 318 nt
Organism: Pochonia chlamydosporia 170
Lineage: Eukaryota; Fungi; Ascomycota; Sordariomycetes; Hypocreales; Clavicipitaceae
Exons: 1
Coding region: 1-318 (105 amino acids)
Source: RefSeq, a predicted model, not a curated record
AUGGUGUGUGAUGGCCUACAAACUGUGACCCAACCACCUCAAUUUGACAACCCUCGACCAAAUCAGGAGGCAAACAAACAAGUGUCGCUCAAUACCAAAAAUCCUCGAUAUCACAUCAUUGGCCCCUGCAGCGUCCUAAAAUUACUGCAAUAUCAAUUUAACAUUAAUACAUUUCACACAGGAGUGGCUACCCGCAACGGCCGUGACUCACCGGCAGCCAUCGAGAUACGUGGACUCAGCCACGGUUGGCUCCGAACAGUCAGAUGGCCAAAAACAGGACAAAAUGUAAUAACCACCAGAAUACAGCGUACGUUAUAA